This is a messenger RNA of Penicillium subrubescens, 1614 nucleotides long. RefSeq lists its product as uncharacterized. The transcript has a single exon. Bases 1 to 1614 code for a protein of 537 amino acids. The record is from RefSeq and is a predicted model, not a curated record. Lineage: Eukaryota; Fungi; Ascomycota; Eurotiomycetes; Eurotiales; Aspergillaceae.
AUGGUCCACAUCCAGGACCUCCCAAUCGAGCUCCUGAGACUCAUUCUGUCUUUUAUUGCCGAUCCCGAAGAUGAGCCCUUUCUGAAGCUCCCCGACAGAGCGGAUCAAAGCGCGAAAGCUAAAGGAGGGAACGCGAACGAAUUGGAAAGGGACGACCAAUAUGACGAUGACGAUGCUGAUGAGUAUGAAAAUCUACGCAACAUCUGCCUGGUUUCGCGGAGGUUCCGUGAGCUAGCCCAACCUCUUCUCUUCCGCUAUUUCGAUGAUGAUGGUUUGGCCGGCGAUCUAAGCAAGACCAUCUCUUUUGCUAAGACCAUCUAUCGGUGCCCACACCUCGGAAAGCUUGUGCAGGAUAUCUCUAUCCUGCCUAUCCCUUUCUGCCUAGGUGGUCCCAGGCAGCUCACUGUAGAGGACUCCGAGUUCUUCAAGGGCGCAAUCCAAGAUCUUCAAUUGGCCGAUCAGGAGGAAGCCUGGAUUUCGGCGAUGGAGAAAUCCGACCUUGGCGUCUUUGGAGCAUUACUGGUUAACAAGACCCCCAAUCUUCGUGGUCUGCAUCUGCCAGGAGGUCAAUUCUCCAUGAAGCCAUUCACCCACCUCUUUAGUCGAAAUCCAUCAUUUCUUUCCGAUCUUGAGUCUCUCUGGAUCGAAUGCGAGGACGAAUUUUCUGGCUACAAUAUUGCUUCCUACCAGGAAUUCCUCACCCUUCCCAAACUUGUAUUUCCAACGUUCGAGAAUGGUGAUCUCCUCGAUGCAUCAUUCCCAUCUACCUGGGCGCCUGGAACAUUGAUGACGGAGCAAGUAGCCUUCCAUCGAUGCCAUAUUGAUGCUGGCUCUAUCCGAAAAUUCAUGCGGGCGUGCAAGAAACUGAAAUCCUUCACCUAUCAAAAUUUCAGCCUGGAUCCACACGACCAACGGACCCCGAGUACGCGAGCCACCGCCGAGUUUAACGCUGCGCAGGCUCACGAAGCUGCUCUCCUGCACAAGAACACCCUCGAGCAUUUCCACCUCGAGUUCGCACGGGACCCAUGGGACUUCGAGAACCCUGAGGAAUAUCUUUCUAGUCGUGUCAAGAUUGGCUCGUUCCGCGACUUCGUGGUGCUCGAGACCAUCUUCCUCCCACAUGCACUUCUUCCACCACACCCUCAAUUUCCCCGCUCACUAAAAACGCUCCACAUCACCGACUGCAACUCGUCUAUUCGGGACUUAGUCCAGAAUAUUGCGAUAGAUUGUAAAAACGGUCUUUAUCCGGACUUUACCGAUUUCAAGGUACUCGCAAUCGAUAUCACUAGGCCUAUUAAACUUUCUGGCCAACGUAUCCCACCAGGGAAAACCCCGGAACAAUGUUUCCUCAGUCUUCAGGGUCUGUUCAAAGGAACCAAAGUGGAUUUUCAGAUCCUGCCGUACAAAAUCCCUGACUUUGAUGAAUACGACGACUCCGACCUUGAUUAUGAAGAUUAUGAAGAGUAUCCACUAGGAGCAGGGGUUCCAGGAAUGGACCGAAUGCCAGGGCUUUUCGAUUUGAUUAUGCAGCGGGCUUUGCAGGACCCAGACUUUACAAACCUUCGCUCGCAUGCUGCAAGUGAUAAUUCAUGGGAAACUGAUGACAACGAUUGA